CAUAUGGAUAUAGAUUGAGUCAACAACUCGAGAUUGUGUUGUCUCUUUCGCUGAAUUUUUAUCUUCACACUUCAAACCCAACACGUAAAAACUCUCUCUCUAUGCUUCACCUCUUUCGCUAUUUCUCUAUCCAUCAUCAUGAGACGCUACUUCUCCAAAUUCCUUCAUUCGGCAAUUCGAUUCAACACAUCAAUUUCAAUUCCGGUGAAAUUUGAGUCGAGAAUUUGUAAUCUUCAAACCUUAAUCAAAGGAAAUUCUAGUCAUUAUUAUUCUACAGAAACUUCAGUAAUAUCUUGUGAUUUGUUAUCAGAAGAAAAGCCGAAAGAGAACUCUGUUUCUGAUAUGUUGGUUGAUUCAUUUGGAAGGAUUCAUACUUAUUUGAGAAUUUCCUUAACAGAGAGAUGUAACUUAAGGUGUAAGUAUUGUAUGCCAGCUGAGGGUGUGGACCUGACUCCUACCUCUCAGGUUUUAACGAAAGACGAGAUUCUGCGAUUGGCUGGUUUGUUUGUGAGUUCUGGUGUGAAUAAAAUACGGUUGACGGGUGGUGAGCCGACUAUUAGAAAGGAUAUUGAAGAUAUAUGUUUUGAGUUGUCGAGUUUGAAGGGGUUGGAGACGUUGUGUAUGACUACGAAUGGGAUUGUGCUUGCGAGAAAACUUCCGAAGCUUAAAGAGUGUGGACUUACUUCUUUGAACAUUAGUGUAGAUACGCUUGUACCGGCAAAGUUUGAGCUUAUGACGAGACGGAAAGGGCAUAACAAAGUAAUGGAUUCAAUUAAUGCUGCUGUUGAUCUUGGUUAUGAUCCGGUUAAGGUGAAUUGUGUUGUAAUGCGUGGAUUCAAUGACGAUGAAAUCUGUGACUUUGUUGAGCUGACGCGUGAAAAGCCAAUUAAUGUUCGGUUCAUUGAGUUCAUGCCUUUUGAUGGAAAUGUUUGGAAUGUCAAGAAACUUGUACCUUACUCAGAAAUGUUGGAUACAGUGGCGAAACAGUUUACUAGCUUAAAAAGAGUUAAGGAUCACCCGACAGAAACGGCUAAGAAUUUCACCAUAGAUGGCCAUAAAGGAAAAGUUUCAUUUAUCACAUCAAUGACUGAACAUUUUUGUGCUGGUUGCAAUAGAUUGCGACUACUAGCCGAUGGAAACUUAAAAGUUUGUUUGUUUGGACCUUCAGAGGUAAGCUUAAGAGAUCCCAUGCGGAAUGGUGCAGAGGAUCAUGAGCUUAGGGAGAUAAUAAGUGCUGCGGUGAAGAGGAAGAAACCUUCCCAUGCCGGUAUGUUUGACAUAGCGAAGACAGCAAAUAGGCCUAUGAUACAUAUUGGUGGAUAAGGUAUAUCAUAUAUUGGUAAAACUCGCUCAUAUGACCAAACACCAUAGCACCGCCAAACAAAAGCAAUCUGAAUUAAGCAUUGACCGAGAUCUUCGACAACCGGCGAUACCUUUAGCACAAAUUUUGUUGAUCAUAUGUACUUUUAGCAAAUAUGAAAGGGUUGAAGAAUAAAGCUCAUUGAUGAUGAGUAUAUUAGUGAAUAAUGCCAAUCUGGUCUUUUAUAUUCAGAUCAUGUUGAUCUUUCUUAGUGGAUAGUUUAUUUAAAUAUUGAGCUUAAAAUUUGAAGGUGGAUUCUUGUUGUAUUUAUAUAGCAAAUUGGAAUUUUGAUAAGAUUGAUAA
Molecule: messenger RNA, 1663 nt
Organism: Lathyrus oleraceus (garden pea)
Lineage: Eukaryota; Viridiplantae; Streptophyta; Magnoliopsida; Fabales; Fabaceae
Product: GTP 3',8-cyclase, mitochondrial
Exons: 7
Coding region: 139-1323 (394 amino acids)
Biological process (GO): Mo-molybdopterin cofactor biosynthetic process
Molecular function (GO): cyclic pyranopterin monophosphate synthase activity; GTP 3',8'-cyclase activity; 4 iron, 4 sulfur cluster binding
Source: RefSeq, a predicted model, not a curated record